AUGGGUGGGUACAAUGCCAGCCACCUGCAGCCGUUCAUCCUGGUGGGCUUUUCUGACCGGCCUGGCCUGGAGGUCGUUCUCUUUGCUGUGGUCCUGGCCUUUUACGUCCUGGCCCUGGUGGGCAACGCUGCCAUCAUGCUUAUGUCGGUGCUGGACACCAGGCUGCACACACCCAUGUACUUCUUUCUGGGGAACCUGUCUUUCUUGGACCUCUGCUUCACCACAAGCAUCGUGCCCCAGCUGCUGUGGAACCUGUGGGGACCAGAGAAGACCAUCACCUACCACGGCUGUGUGGCCCAGCUCUACAUCUACAUGGUGCUGGGCUCCACUGAGUGUGUCCUACUGGCCGUCAUGUCCUAUGACCGUUACGUGGCUGUCUGCCGGCCCCUGCACUACACGGUGCUCAUGCACCCGCGUCUCUGCCUACAGCUGGUGACCGUGGCCUGGUGCUGUGGCUUUGUCAACGCAUUUGUCAUGUGUCCUCAGACGGUACAGCUCUCGCGGUGUGGGCGCCGCAGGGUGGACCACUUCCUGUGUGAGAUGCCUGCUCUCAUCGCCAUGUCCUGUGAGGAUACCACGCUGGUGGAGACUUUUGCCUUUGUCCUGGGGGUCGCCCUGCUCCUGGUGCCACUCGCCCUGGUCCUCACCUCCUACAGUGCCAUUGCCAUCGCAGUGCUAAGGAUCAAGUCCAACGCAGGGCGCAAGAAGGCCUUCCACACCUGCUCUUCCCACCUGACUGUGGUCUCCCUCUUCUAUGGAACCAUCAUCUACAUGUACCUGCAGCCGGCCAGCAGCUACUCUCAAGACCAGGGCAAGUUCCUCACCCUCUUCUACACCAUCGUCACGCCCAGCAUCAACCCCCUCAUCUACACCCUAAGGAAUAAGGACAUGAAGGGGGCGCUGAGGAGACUCCUGGGGAUGUGUAAACAUAAGAGUAAGGUGUGGCCGCGGCGCCGUCUGCGGAUUUCACUGUUUGCACUCCUGGCUGCCUUCCGCGGCGUGCAACAUCAGAGACGGCACCGAUUCGCGCUGACUGCGCAGCCCGCGGGGUCCGCCCUCGUGCCGGACUCCGGCCGUCCGGUGAAGGCGCCGUUCCUUCCGACCGCACGUGCCGGGCUCGCGGGCAGCGGCUUCUCGCGAGAGCUGGCGGGCGGCCGAGAGCGGCCGGCCUCCCUCCGCGCGGGUGCCGCAGCGGGGACAGGCGCGUCGCCUCUGUGA
Molecule: messenger RNA, 1218 nt
Organism: Lepus europaeus (European hare)
Lineage: Eukaryota; Metazoa; Chordata; Mammalia; Lagomorpha; Leporidae
Product: putative olfactory receptor 2W6
Exons: 3
Coding region: 1-1218 (405 amino acids)
Biological process (GO): G protein-coupled receptor signaling pathway
Cellular component (GO): membrane
Molecular function (GO): G protein-coupled receptor activity; olfactory receptor activity
Source: RefSeq, a predicted model, not a curated record